AUGGCUUUAUCUCCGACUCCGAGCACCGGGUCCGACGUGUUUGUGAGUUUCAGAGGGGAGGAAAUUCGCAGAGUUUUUGUCAGCCAUAUCUACCGUUUGUUGGAACAAAAGGGCAUUCGAACUUUCAAAGGUGAAACCGAGCAGAACCUGGAACCCUCUGAGAUUCAUCUGGCGGCUAUCCGAGCCUCGAAAGUUGCAAUCGUCGUCGUAUCUGAGAACUAUGUCUUUUCGCCUUCGGUCCUGAGAGAGCUCGAAGAGAUUCUAAAUUACCUUACAAUCUCUCCAGUCUAUUACGGAGUAGAUGACUGGGAUGUUAAUAAAAGACAGGCCGAAGAAGUCUGCACUGAUCAGGUGGAGUUAUCGGCGGCAACGGCGUGGAGGAAUGCACUGAUGGAGCUGGCAUGCAUACCCGGCGAGCACUCAAACAAUUGGCGUUGCCUUGAUAGGGAGGAUGAUGCGGAGCUGAUCCUGAAGAUCACAAAUGAUAUCUGGGAUAAGUUGAGCGCUUCUCGAUUCUUUGGCCUUGUGGGGAUGGAUCUCCGCAUGAGACGAGUCUAUGAAUUGUUGUCUUUGGAUGCUAAGUAUGAUGAAGUACGCGAGAUUGGCAUUUGGGGUCGGGCAAGUCUUGGCAAAAGAACGCUUGCCAAGUUUGUCUAUCAAGAGAUAUCUCACUGUUUUGAUGUCUGUGUUCUACUUGAAGAUGUCAAUAUCAUCCAACACAGCCACGGCCACAACGCUUUGGCUUUAAGUGAAUUGCUUCAAACAAAGUUUCUUCAAACAUCGGGUAGUCUUCACAUGAUCUCCCCUGAUGACACAGCAUGGCUCACAGACCAAAGAGUACUUCUCGUUCUUGUCGGUGUUGAUAUAAUUGAAAAACUAGAUAUCCUUAGGGAGUACAUUAAACUGUUUGGUCCAGGGAGCAGAGUCAUUGUAACCUGCCUAGACAAGAAGUUGCUUCUUGCCUGCGGGGAUAUUGCUCCUCUUGAAGGUUAUGAACAGUUCUUAGCUCUUGCGAUUAAGAUUGGCAAUGGUUAUCCUUCAGUAAUUGCUGCAGUCGGCUCAGAAUUAUGUGCUAAACCUAACGAAGAGUUGGAAACAAUAUUGUCCAGAUACGAGCAAUCAUCUGAUGAAUGCACUACAGGAACAGAGACAAGUAGCUCUGAUGCGUCAGUUGGAGCAAAAGUAUUCGGUAGACUUGAGGAAGACUGGAAAAUGGUAUUGUCUAAAUAUGAACGAUCGUCUGAUGAAAACACUCUAGGAACAGAGGAAAGCAGCUUCAAUGUAUCAAAUGAGAAGGAUAAGUCUCUGCCGGGGAACACUGCAUUCAACUUUGUAGGUAUGGAGUGUCACCUGAAGGCUGUGAGUGGAUUGAUGGAGUUACAAUCUGAAAAUGAAGUUCGUAUAGUUGGCAUCUGGGGAGUAGGAGGGGUUGGCAAACUCACCCUUGCAAGAUGUGUGUACAAGGAGACCAUGCAAUAUUUUCAUAUCCAUGUUUUCCUGGAAAAUAUUGGAAAGAUUUAUAAAGACCAUGGUCCAUCAGGUUUACAUGAAGAGCUGCUGUGGAAUAAUAUCCAAAGAGAGGCUUUAGCAGUAAGGAGUUCAAAAAAUGGCUUUGAUGUUACCAAAGCAAGGCUUCGAAACCGUAAAGUGCUGCUCAUUGUUGAUGGUGUGGAUAAUAAUGAACAGAUAGAGGAUGUCCAGAAAGUUGCCACUUGGUUUGGUUCAGGGAGUAGAGUUAUGGUGACGACCAGAGACAAGAAAUUUCUUGUAGCAAAUGGCCUAAGACAUAUAUAUGAAGUCAAGUGUCUGAGAGUCCAUGAAGCUCUUCAACUCUUCUAUCAGUUUGCUUUCAACGAGCAAGCCCCUUCUACUUGUUUCAAACGGCUCUCGGUUCGUGCUGUCCAACUUGCUGGCCGAAUUCCUUUAUCUCUUAAAGUACUCGGCUCAUUUCUAUGUGGGAAAAGUGGACACGAGUGGGAACGAGUCUUGCAGAAACUUGAAAGUCAACGAGUUAAGGACAAAGCGGAAGUAGCAGAAGCAUCUACGGAUCUUCGAAGGUAA
This is a messenger RNA of Camelina sativa (false flax), 2061 nucleotides long. The record is from RefSeq and is a predicted model, not a curated record. Lineage: Eukaryota; Viridiplantae; Streptophyta; Magnoliopsida; Brassicales; Brassicaceae.